GUCAUAAAAUCGCGACUGGUGUGUGUAGUCAGGAAGUGCCUUUAAACCACUAGUUAGCCUUUGGUAGCUUGAACAAGUCAAAGUCAGGUGGCAUCAACAUAAUGCUUAACGACAAUGAGCUCGCAACGCUGCGAAAUAGAUUCAAAAGAGAUGCGGAGUUUCUGAUGCAAACGACGACAGCGGGUGACGAGGAUGAAAAGAGUAAGCUCAUGGUUAGCGUGUGUAAAGUUAAACUGCUUUCAUACAGGGCUCUCAAAAUGGAAACAAACCAUUUAACAUAAAUUAAAACAGGCUGACAAAACGUCCGGUUUUCCCAAGACAUGUCCUGUUUUUACGUCCUGGUCACCCUAAUUCAAAUGUGUUCUGUAACUUGACCACGUCAUCGUAUAUUUUUGCUGGUUUAAGCAAAUAAUUAUGCCAAUGAAGUGUUUUAAUUUCAGGAUUGUUUUAUAUUUGUCAAAUUUUCAGAUUUUGUUGUGCUGUCUUGUGUAGAUAAACGCUUGGUCUUAUCGUUCAAAUACAGAUAAACCGGUCAUGAAGUGAUGUGCACUGUCUAAGAGAUGUUAGCAGCUUGCACAGUGGACAAUUGUACAACUUGGAGGCCUACACUGGCAGAAAACCAGCAAUUCUUGAUUGUUUUGACUGUGAGCAAAUGCUGUGUCAGCUCAGCAACACAAUACAGGGAAACUUUACUCCUCCAAUGUCCCCAAACCAAGGGUCAUCUCUCUGCUGGAGUAAGCUGAGAAGUGCUGAAGAAAAACAGCAUUUAUCAAGGAGUCACCCCUUUUUUCAUUAAACUGCAUUUAGUCCAGUUUACCUGGUGUGUUAUAUCUUGUAUCCAAAUUAGACUGCUUGGCAUUACUUUGACUGUAGAUGUAGGUCAAAUACUUGUAUGGGGCAUAAAGUUCAAUGUGAACUCUUCACUGAGUUCAAUGGCCUGGACCAGCGUACUUCAGCAGCCAACAACAGACUUUAAUACAUUUAAUCAACCAUUAAAUUAUACAGAUUAAUUGCUCUCUAAGAAGAAAGAUUAUCUAGAGAAAGCUAUCAGUUUCUUCUCAAAAGCUCCUUGAACUUGGAAGGUGGGAUUUAGCACAUUCUGUCAAGGCGAGAUCAAAUCUCAUAUCUGGCAAUACUUUUUUUUUUUUUUUAAAGAAAUAUGACCCUCAAAGUUCCCCUCAUGCCCCCCCCAAUCUACAUGCAAUGUGUUUGCUGCUUUGAGGUCUUAUCUUCUUUAUGAAAAAGAAAUAAAGUUGAACUUUAUAAGAAUUUAAAUAAAGAGUUAAUGUAUCUUGCUAUGCAUCAAUGAGUUAAAACCUCUCCCUAAAUAUCUUAUGUUCUCUCUGAAUUCAGUCUGUUCUUUACAUACACACUCACACUAUUUUCUUUUUCUUUUUCCCAUUCCCUUACAGGUCAGGAGGAAAAAGAUGCCAAACCUCUCCCCCGCAUUAACAGACACUCUAUUUUCUGGAUUUUGGCAUCCAUAGGUGUGACCUACUAUGUGGAUUUUUUCCACAACAUCAUGGAGAACGAUGAUAUUAAAAGGUGAUUAAGACAUUGGGAACACUUUAAACUUUCUUUGAUGGCCUUCGUCAUUCAGUCAGUUUUCUGUACAUCAGAACCAGUGAAAAUUUCAUUGAGGUACGCUUUGUACAUCGCCAAUUACAAAUAUGGGAAAUAGAGCUGAGAUAAAACAUCUUAUGUUGAAAAAGGUUAUUUCUUUAGAUGAAAAACUAUCAUCAUUUUAAAUUUGAUACCAGUUUCACAUCUUAGACAAGUAUAGAAGGGAUACCUACCACUGUGUAGUAUCACCUUAUCUCUUAAAAACGGUAUGUAAAUAUUUUGGGGUGGUUAGACUAGUUUCUGGAGUUUUGUAAGUGAAAUGUUCUCUCAUCUCAGCUGUUCAACAGUUUGGGGUCUCAGACAGACAGGCCAGUUUGGUUACCUUACUCCUCUACUUGAAGUCAUGUUGUUGAAAUACGUGUAGAAUGUAGUUUGGAGAGUUUUUCACCCUGCCUGAGUCCAUCUCAACUGAGCUGGGUCAAUGAUAGUAACUUGCAACUUACUUUCUGGGUCAUGUUUAUACAUCUCUGCAUUGUACAGUCUCAACCAGGCAAAAAAAACCCUCUUUUGAAUAUAUAUAACUAAUUUAUGACGCCCCUCACCCCACCCAGCUGGAUGCCUUGCUUUCUGGGCAUAAUUGCUGUGGAGUUCUAUCAUACUUGUUUUACCCCCAAAAGUUUAUACUUGACCUCAGUUUUGUUUACCUUUUGAAGAGGUUCCUCACAGAACUCUUCACCUCUGAAGAGGUCUCUGAGGUCUAAUCUUACACGAUCACAUGUUUUACAAGCUCCUGGCAUUAGUGCGCUCUUUUUCUUGUGCUAUUAACUGGCGCUUUGAAAACAACUUUCAGGUGGGCUACAGUCACCAUGUGGUGGUUUUACUGAUAAAACAGUUAUUAGAGGUGGUAUUUAACUCACGCAGGGAUUUCCACAAUAGGGUCAUGUCUGUUUUUAGUACAGUACCAUCAGAGAGCCCAAAAAUCACAGCCUUAUAGUGAAGGUUUAGCCUUUUGCAAAUCAACCUUUUAUUUUGGGAAUGUUCCUCCUUGUACUUUUUAGCAUUAGACAGAUUUUUCUUUGUUUAUUUUUUGAAUGCAUUGUUCAAGUCGGAUUAUAAAUGAGCAUACAUUUAAAAAAAAAAAAAAACAUUUUUCAGUUUCAUCUUUUGCCAUUUUUGUCUCUCAAUAAAAUUCACAGUUUAAAUGUUUUGCAAACUAUCAAAAUGUGUUUCAUCAAUAUUCAACGAAGCUUCCCAACUUAUUUGGGAGCGAGUUUAAAGGAAGGCUAAGAAAAGAAUAAAAUGCUUUUUAUUGUCAAGAUACAAUUGUACAACUAAAUUGUAGAGCUUCUUCCAUUUUCAGUGCACGCAUGAACAGAAUAAGUGUAAAAAUCUGAACAUGUAAAUACAAAAAGUACGGGAAUAAGUCUUCAAAAUCUUAAAAUGUAAUUGCAAAAAUAAUUACAAAUAUAAAGAUAAGAAUGGAAAGUUGCCUUAUAUACAAAUAUGAAUGUGAGGUUAAAACAGGAUAGAUGCCAGGAAUAUAAACAGGAGGUGUACUAAAGUAUUGCACCAGUUGUUGUACUGUAUGCAGAAUGAAGAAAUGAUCUUGCACUGGGUUUUAGAUGUAUUGCACAUGACGUUAUAUUUAUGGGGCAACAGCUUUUCUUGGGUAGAAAAAGUAGGCAACACAUCAGAAUUAGAUAUCUACUCAUAACUUACGUUUUUUAUUAUCCAUUGAUACGGCAUCAGUUUUACAAUCUUUAUUUACCUCAACAGAUAGUAUGCGUAGGUAUUUGUUCUUAGUGGUAAUUGUAAACCUCUGUAAUACACACUGCGUUUGUUUGUAUAAAAAGUACUAAAGACAAAACAAAUGAAUUAGAUUUCAGCUUAGGAGAGAGGGGUUGCUCAUGGAGACAUGAAAAAUGGAAAGCCAUAUCUUUGGUUUCUGACUCCAUGCUGAGGCUGUUCAUUGUGUUUGUUUUGUUUUUUGUUUGAAUUGCAUCAGCAACUCUUACAUUUGCACUACCUUUAUGGCAAGUUUCUUCUCUUUGACUUAUUCUUCCAGUUGGUGGUUCAAUGUGGGUCUAGUUCUCCUCGGGGUCUGCCUGUCCCUGGCCAUGUUUUGCAUUGUGUACCUUGAGUGGUUUAAAGGCAUCCAGCAUUAUGACCAAGAGUACCCUGCCAUUCCUCCCAUCACCACUGCAGCCUUUAUUGCAGCAUCGUGCAGGUAAAAAUGAAACAUUAAUAUGAAACAAGUGGGGAAAAAAAUAGUUAGAACCCUGAGAACUCCUGACACAUUUGGCUGUGACUCAGGGGUAGAGUUGGUUGUCUUCUGAAUUGGAAGGUUGGUGGUUUGAUCUCAAUUGCUAAAGUCAACAGACAGAGUUCAGAAAGACAAAAAGGAGCUAUACUGGAAGUACAAGCUCAUUUUCCAUAUGGUAUGGCUACUUUUCAAUUUGAUGGCUGUUUUCUUUUUGAUCACUUAGUGGCUAUACUUUAUGACACUUGGAGAAGUAGGUCUGAACUGAGUUUCACUGUCAGCACUAGUGCUUUCAUCAUGUAUCUGAUGUCUCAAGUGAUAGCUGUAACAUUAAUUGAUGGGCCACUUAACUUUCUUUAUCCCGUGAUUAACUAAUUCACCCUUUUUAAAUAAUGAACCUUCUCCUCUGACAUUAGACAUUACUUUGGGUUGUGCAUAUUUCAUGUUUGGAAUCUUAUUAAGGUGUUUGUUUUUCCUUGCAGUUUCAACAUGGCACUGUGGCCAGUGUGGUCCUUUUUCACUCCACUCAUCCUCUUCACACAGUUCAUGGGUGUGGUCAUGUUCAUCUCCAUGCUUGGAUGAAUUGUUAGGUGAGGAUGCUUCGCUGUAAUUCCACCGACGUACAGUCAUACAUAUAGUCAUACAUACAGUUUAAUGUAACUUAUGGAAAAAUUAACUCAGACAUUUUAACUUCCAAGUGAUCUUUGGGAUCAUGUUGAUUAAGUUCGGCUUAGUUUGUGUAGAUAUGCACAAAAAUCCCAAAUACUAAUGGUUGAAAAGAUUUGAUGAUAUUCAUUUGGCUGCCAUUUUUCUCUGACAUCACGCUCAAGGUAGGAAGCCCAAACACUGUUAUGGCAUUGGACUGUUUAGUUUUUGUAUUGUUUCUUUAUGUUUCUGAAUGUUAAAAUUCAAGAAGAACAAAGGCAUGUGGUUUAAAGCAAACAUCCUAUUGAAGUAAAAGAUCAACUAUAAUGGAAAAAAAAAACAUUAUUUUGUGAUACAGCAACUACAUGUUCUCUUUCCAACUGCACAAUGGUCAGUCAUUAAGGUCUGCAAAAUACAACUUAGUGUUGUGUCGUUCAUGAACAAUUUGUUCAAAGGAAGCAAAUCUUUUAAGUAAACUUACUGAACCAAAUCACUUCCUCAAGUGAUUCGUUCGUUUCUCAUUUCAGUUGAGCUGAAGUGAGAAACAGCAUUGCCAGGCGAGCAGCUGGCGAACGAAGGACUGCAUGCAUCAACACCUGAAUCACUUGGUGAACGAAUCACAUAUCGAAAUAACUCUCUGGAGUUAUUUCGGUUGAAAAAAAAUCCUUUUUUUCUACUGCUAAAUUGCCACCACAACAAUUUGCAUACAAUAGGACAAAGCAUGUAACAAGUAGUGUAUAAAACCCGCAGCAUCCUAUCAUUGCAGCUGUUUGUGAGGGAAUGGUGCAUGUUCAGUUUGAAUUCUUCUAAACGUUCAGUGAACAAAUCACUCACUGAGCCCAAUUUACAGAGCAGACCUGACAAAUAGCAUACUAUAGGACAGUACACUUAAAACAUCAUGACUUAUAAACAAGUUUAUUUUUACAAACCUGUUUGCUAAAGCAACACAGCCAAACACUCUCGUCUCCCAGUCCCAUAAGCUAUGAAUUGAACUGAAUCCUGAAUCGUUCAGCUGUGGAGGUCGGAGUCACAGGCUAUUCCUGCCAAGCACUGAAUGAUCCUGUGAUUUGGUGAACGAAUCUUUUGAACGAAUCUUUUUAGUUAACUGAUUUUAGUGAUUCAGUACAUCUAAAACAACUGCUGUGCCCUUCACUAAUACAACUAAACUGAAAAAUGAGCUAUUCAAACACCACUGCUAACCUGCCUUUUACUGUAUAAAAAAGUGGGCCUCUAUAUUAACUGGAGUUUACAGAGGAAUAAACAGACCAGCAGAUCUCAAGUAACAUUUCUAUGCAAGAAAAGCCUUGUAUGAGAGUUUGGUUGUCUAAUUUUUCUGUGAAUUCUUACCUUAUCAAAACACAGUGUUGGCAGUUGGAGGGAAGGAUGUAGCUGAAAUAAUCAACUCUACAACCUUUAUUGUUCCUGCCAGAUAAUCUGAGCAUAUGUUGCUUCAAAGGAAGAUGCAAUAAAAGCAUAUCAGUUUGCAAAUGUCACUGAUUUAUAGACCCAAUUAGCUGAUCUGUGGGCUGCAAGCAGAAAAAUGCGUAUAUGCUGCUUCCCUAAACAGUUCGAAAUCAGACAGCAUUGAAAAGUGCUGAAAAUUUUCCCACUUAAGUGUGCGCUCACACUGAAAAUAGUGCUUUGGUUUAAGUUUAAAACUUGCUGAUUUAGGUAGAGCUGACUCUGAACACUGUCAUAGUCAACAUGUGUGCCAAUGCAUGUUGGUUUUCUGAUUCAAUACAAAGGAUUGACCCAUGACAUACUUCUCUCCAUACUUACAUCAGCAAUACUGAGCCCCUCUCUGUGUCCUGUCUUAUAUCCGCCUCUGCUGAGAUUUAUCUGGAUGUGCUGACCGCCUUCUGUCAAUCUUAAAUGUUUAAAUUUGAUUUGUAACUAUCUAAUCUUCCUUGUGGCUCAUGCUCUUCGUCUCCUCUUUGUCUCUCACACCUUUUACAGAUUGUGUGUCGCAGACCUACACCUGCAGUAUAUUGAUCAGAGCCGUUUGCUGAAACAACACAGCGGUGAUUAAAGCUUUUGUCAGGGGGAGCAGCAUCACUGGUUCGCCCGGAUGUCGGUAUUUUAGACCUCGACCAUCUCAGUUAUAUAACUUAUCUUUGUACUUUUUUUUUCAAGAAACACAGACAGCAGUGUCAAGGAGUAUGACACACAGAGCUGAAGGUUAGCAAACACAACUUGAGUUAUUUGUGUGAUGGGUUAAUGUUUUAAUAUUUGCCCUCAAGUUGCAGCUGGCAUGUUUUUUUUUUUUUUUUUUUUUUGGCAGGAAAAGAGCUGCCUGUAACAGCAACUUCAUAACAGACUUUACUAAUACCGUAGACACUGGUUUUGUUCCGUUUUGGCAGUUUGGACUUGAAGCACACUGAAAAUCUUAAACCUGAGUUCAAGCUGUUACUUGUAUUUUACUACCAUUUAUAUUUUCAUCAGUGCUUUUCUUACAGUGAAAUAUGAGAAUGUGAAAACAGCCUACUUACUUUCAGAAAAAGAAGAGUAGUGGAGACCGGGGCUUGUUGUCACACUUUUUACACUCUUAUAUAUUUCUUGCAAUUAAUACAUCAUAUAUAAACAAAAUGUGUACCAGAUGAAAGACCAAAGUUCAAAGGUUCAAAGGUUUAUUUAUUUAUACCUUACGGUAAAUUUUGUUUGCAGGCAGGAACCCAGCUGUCCAGAUAAGACACACAUAAAAACAACAAUACAACAAUCAAGUACAAAAAAUGCCAGUCGUUAAGAGCCAUGAAAUCACAUAAAAUCUCUCCAGAUCCGAACAUUUUAAUAUCUUGUGUCAGUGCAGAGUUAUAAGCAAUCAAAUAGAGAGUGUGAACAUGUGACAUGUUGCCCCAUGUUGUCUCACUACAUGGGGUAAGAUGUCACAGUGGAUUUUGCAGCUAAUGAAACAAGGACAAAAUUAUUGUUCUCAUUUUUUUUACAUGAAAGGCACAGCCACAGAAAAUGUUUAUCAUUGAGUUAGAAAAAGUCAUUGAACAAACGUUACAUUAAAUAUUAUGCAACAUGCACUGGAGAGAGCUGUCUGACUCUCUAUUUCGGCUGGGGUGAAUGUUUUCAGUACCGAGCCAAUGUAUGGUAGUUGACAUUAAAGUCCUUUAUUGUACUCUAGAUGAAUUUAUUAGCUAGGGUCACCUGCCUGACUGCUCUCAGCAUCACGUCAGGCACUGCACUGCCAUGUUCUGUUUUUCUUUUGUAAUUUCUGACCAUGUCUUUUUCUCCUCUCUUUUAUACCACUCUCUUCUCUGUAAGUCAAAAUUUCAGUAUGACAACUGCUGAUGAGCAGACUCUCUGUUAACUUUAAUCCCUUUUAAACAUGUGACAACUAACCCCAAAAUGACUGAGACAUGUUGCCCCAAACUACCAUGUUUGCUAAUAUUAGCUCGAGCUUAGGGUUAGCUUAAAACAGAACAAUGACUGAGGUUUGACAGGAUGCCUUAAUCUCUCCUCUAACAAGUCCACAUGUUUCACUGCUGGGAUUUUUAUCUGGAAGCAGCUUAUCAUAAAAUAUAUAAAGUUAAAUUUUUUUACUUUGAGUUGUGCGAAAUGGUUUAUUGGAGCUCAUCUCAGCUCUCUGGUGGCAAAGAUAAUUGCAGUGUGACAACUUACCUGUGUGACAACAAGCCCCAGUUUCCCCUAUUUGUAAAUUGUUACAUCAUUUAAAUUCAUGUUAAUAAAACCAAAAACAGAUUUUAAAUUAUUUUAUUUUUCUUAACAAGAAGUGUGUUAGGAAGAACAUUACGGCUUCUGCCAUAUUCUGUGAAAUAUUUUUUUGUCAAAUAAAUUUUUUAAACUGAU
Messenger RNA from Xyrichtys novacula (pearly razorfish), 8284 nucleotides. Lineage: Eukaryota; Metazoa; Chordata; Actinopteri; Labriformes; Labridae. The record is from the annotation of a GenBank genome assembly.